This is a messenger RNA of Gaeumannomyces tritici R3-111a-1, 186 nucleotides long. RefSeq lists its product as hypothetical. Bases 1 to 186 code for a protein of 61 amino acids. Lineage: Eukaryota; Fungi; Ascomycota; Sordariomycetes; Magnaporthales; Magnaporthaceae. The transcript is spliced from 4 exons. The record is from RefSeq and is a predicted model, not a curated record.
AUGCUUUAUUGCUUGGCGUUUUUAAUAGCCUUUAAACGUAUACAAAUAAAAAGCUUUUUAAUUUUUUAUUGGUUAAUUUCGAUACGCUUUAAUAUCGUUUUAAUGUUCCUUUUAAUAAUGGUCGUCCUUACCGCUUUAUUACCUUUUUUUUUAUUAAAAUAUAAGUAUGGUUUAAAUGGUCGGUAA